Molecule: messenger RNA, 3397 nt
Organism: Syzygium oleosum
Lineage: Eukaryota; Viridiplantae; Streptophyta; Magnoliopsida; Myrtales; Myrtaceae
Product: putative pentatricopeptide repeat-containing protein At3g47840
Exons: 2
Coding region: 224-2284 (686 amino acids)
Biological process (GO): RNA modification
Molecular function (GO): protein binding; RNA binding
Source: RefSeq, a predicted model, not a curated record
CAAGCACCUAGACUCUUUAUGUACAUGGCGUUUAACUAUGAACUGCAAAUCCAGUGGUUGGAACUGCCCGCCAAAUGAGCAGACGAAACAAGAGUGCAUCGCGGAAAUGUCGUUCGAACAAAGGCGGGAAGAUCAACCGCACGCCAACUUGGGCUCCAUCAGUUAGGAGCGCAACAGAGUGCUCGGAAGCGAGGAUGAUUGCGUUGCUAUCAAGUCUUCCGUAAUGGCGAAGAUGAUAUCGUGGGCCAGGCCUCACAUCAGGAAGCUCUCUUCUUCAACCUCAAGUCGCGUGACUAUGAUCCAAUACAACACCCGAUUGCGGGAGCUGACCAAAACAGGUUAUUUGGGUGAUGCUCGCUCACUGUUCGACAGUAUGCCUUGCAGAGACGAGAUUUCUUGGACCACCCUGAUUUCUGGGUAUGUCAGCGCCAUGGAUAUAACCGAAGCUUUUGGUUUGUUCUCCGACGUGCGGGUUCAGCCAGCACUCCACGUGGACCAUUUCAUGCUCAGUCUUUUGAUCAAGGCUUGCACGCUUGAUAUGAACCCGAAUCUUGGCGAGUCAUUACAUGGAUAUGCCGUCAAAACGGGAGAUGCAAACUCGCUAUAUGUGGGAAGUGCCCUUCUUGACAUGUACACGAAAGCCCACAGAAUCGAGCUGGGUUAUAGAAUAUUUGAUGAGAUGCCACUGAAGAAUGUUAUUUCUUGGACUGCCCUGAUAAAUGGGCUUGUUAGCUGUGGCCACUAUAGGGAGGCGGUGUCCUGCUUCGCUGAAAUGUGCAAGUCGGAAGUGCAAUGUAACGGGCACACAUUUGCUAUUAUUUUGAAGGCAUGCGCUGAUCUUGGUGCUUUGAGCUGUGGGAGGGAGAUACAUACACACAUAAUUAAGAAAGGCUUUGAUGCGAGCUCAUUUGUGGCUGAUUCACUUGCCACGAUGUACAACAAGUGUCGGAAGUUUGACAAUGCCGUGCGGUUACUUGAAAGGAUGCCCACACAGGAUGUAGUGUCGUGGACAACUAUAAUCACGACAUACGUUCAGAUGGGUAUGGAAGAAUCUGCAUUUGUAGCAUUUUUAAGGAUGAAAAGAUCUGGUGCCAGUCCUGAUGAAUACACAUAUGGAGCAGUUAUCUCUGCAUGUGCUAGUCUUGCAAGAACUAUAUGUGGCGAACAAUUACAUGCUCAAGUUUUGUGCAAAGGUCUUUUAAAUUCCUUGCCAGUGGCAAACUCCAUUAUCAGCAUGUAUUCAAAACUCGGCCAGUUAUCUUCAGCACUAGCUAUUUUUCACGAAAUCACCAAGAGAGACAUUGUUUCGUGGAAUACUAUAGUCACUGGGUAUUCUCAAGAAGGUUACGGCGAGGAAGCUUUUGAGCUUCUGUCGUGGAUAAGGAUUGAAGGACUCAGGCCCACUGAGUCAACUCUUUCGGUUGUUCUUACUGUGUGUGGUAAUAUGGCUAUUCUCAAGCAAGGGAUGCAACUUCAUGCUCUUGUCCUGUCUUUGGGUUUAGAACAGGCACCUACAAUACAGAGUGCUUUGAUUAAUAUGUAUGCCAAGUGUGGGAGUAUAAAAGAAGCAUCCAAAAUCUUUGAUGAGGCAACAAAUUAUGAAAUUGUGGUGUGGACAACAAUGAUUAAUGGAUAUGCAGAACAUGGUUACAGCCAUGAAGCAAUUGAUUUGUUUGAGAAGCUGGCUAGUGUUGGGUUGAGACCAGAUCCUGUGACAUAUAUUGGCAUUCUUACUGCAUGUAGUCACGCUGGACUAAUCGAUCUUGGUUUUGACUAUUUCGAUUCAAUGAGCAGGGAACAACGAAUUAGUCCCUCAAGAGAACACUAUGGCUGCAUGAUUGAUCUUCUCUGCCGAGCUGGAAGAUUGGACGAGGCAGAACACAUGAUCAAAAGAAUGCCAUAUGAAUGUAAUGAUGUUGUCUGGUCAACUUUGUUGAGAGCAUGUAAAAUCAAUGGUGAUGGGGACCGUGGAAGGCGAAUUGCCGAGCAUAUUCUCGAGUUAGACCCAAAUUGUGCUGGAACUCACAUUGCCCUGGCUAAUGUCUAUUCUGCCAAGGAGCGGUGGACCGACGCAGCGGAAAUAAGGAAAAUGAUGAAGUCAAAGGGUGUAACUAAAGAGCCUGGAUGGUCUUGGAUUAUGGUUAAGGACUGUGUGUCCACAUUUGUGGCAGGUGACCAGUCUCAUUUACAUAGUGAAGAACUAUGCGACGUUCUGAAUUUUCUUUGCUCGGGAGAAACUUGUGUUCAGGAUGUGGUUUCCCUUGUGUAUGAUAUUGAGGACUGAAAAGUAGCGUCCUUACAUUGUUCUAUUUGGAUGUUUUCUUCAUUAUUCUCGUUAAUUAGCAGAGUCAACGGCAGAAAAGGAUUAUUGGAAAAAAGUUGAGGUUGCCCAUCAAUGCUAUCAAGCAACAGGAGUUGGAAGCUAAAGAAAUCUUUGUAGCGAGUUAGGAUGCCAGACUCCAAAAGGCCCCAUCCUUUCCAUCAGUUACUGAGGCUUUCUUGGAAGUGCUACCACAGCAAAUAUAUUUCCCAACUUCGAAGUGCCAUAUGGACAUGCUGCCAAGGCAAGAACAAGCUAAGCUUGCAGCUUCUCCUGGUAGCCGCAUUGGUCACGGGAAGCUCAAGCAAGAGUGGGAAGGAGGACACAGUUGCUGGCACAGGGGCUGUGCAAAGGGUGCACUGGAUUUUGAAGUCUCCUCAAUCGGGAGUACACCAAAAUCCACUUCAACUGGCAAUUCAGCUGCACUGUUCUUCAAAAAUUUUGUACCUGAUGGGUCCACCGCAUGAUGAAAACAGGUAGAUUUGAUUGGGUUCAACUGCAGGUGCUAGGGUGAGAAGACCCAGCUACCUAGAAACCAUGCAAUAAUUACAAAUCUUAUGAACCGAUUAUGUCCAAAUCUUUGGCCUGUACAGUGGCUCUAAUUCAGAGCAGUUUGCACUCAACAGAUGAGAUUCGACGGAUGAUCUCCGGUUCCUCUUCAAGAUGGAUGGCGCAUCACUAUUCUGAUAUGCAGGACUGCCCUUCUGAUUACAGGACUGCUGGCCAGGAUGCUAUAGCUAAGGGAACCCCAUCAUCAAGGCAAUAACAAUUUGAUAAUAUCUUAGAACGCAGGAGCUGCGUUGAAGGAUCUUAGACUCUAGUCUGAUGCUUGUUUGACUUCCCAUGAGUACGGCUUACCAGUUAGCUUAUGUCUUGAAGCGUAGUAUUGAGGACAUUUUCUCAUGUAAAAAGCAUAUUGCGACGCAGCUCAUGAUACCGCAAUUUAUUUGUUGCUGCGUCCGGCAUUUGUGUCUUUAACAACAUGCCACUCAAAAAUCUCAGAUGGAUGAUGUCAUUCUAGUUGUAAGAACUUGUGAUUUGAUGUAUUACUAAUUCAGAUUUGGCAAAUCUUAAGCA